Paramisgurnus dabryanus is the source of this 1548-nucleotide messenger RNA. RefSeq names its product gamma-aminobutyric acid type A receptor subunit rho2b (gene gabrr2b). Gene Ontology annotation, cellular component: membrane. NCBI's taxonomy places the organism in Eukaryota, Metazoa, Chordata, Actinopteri, Cypriniformes, Cobitidae. The record is from RefSeq and is a predicted model, not a curated record. Gene Ontology annotation, molecular function: transmembrane signaling receptor activity; extracellular ligand-gated monoatomic ion channel activity. Gene Ontology annotation, biological process: monoatomic ion transmembrane transport.
UCUCGCUCUAUCCUCAAAUAUCUAGUCGUUCAUCUCUUAACAUUAUAGGACAUGAACACGGAUGGGAAGAUGGUGCGACGCGACUGAAAGUGCGGUGUUUGACGCGAUGUGUGACUUGAGACUCGCGCUGCUGCUUGUGUUUGGCGCGUGUCUGUUCGGUGACUGCGGUGCGAUGAGCCGCAGCAUCAGGACCACUUCAGUCCAGGAUCACAAACACGGGACUCCACUUUUCAAAAAGAUGUUGGAUGAAACCAAGACACAUCAGAUAAAGUCAGACCAUCUUCUGCGUGUCAAUGAUCAUGAUUUCACCAUGAGACCAGCAUUUGCAGGUCCAGCAGUGCCAGUGGGUGUAGAUGUGCAGGUGGAGAGUUUGGACAGUAUCUCAGAAGUGGAUAUGGACUUCACCAUGACUCUCUACCUGAGACACUACUGGAAGGACGAGCGUCUGUCUUUUCCCAGUAAAACCAAUAAAAGCAUGACCUUUGAUGGACGCUUGGUGAAGAAGAUCUGGGUGCCUGAUGUGUUCUUUGUCCACUCCAAACGAUCCUUCAUCCACGACACCACCACAGAGAAUAUCAUGAUCAGAGUUUAUCCUGAUGGCAAAGUUCUCUACAGUCUGAGGGUGACUGUAACAUCAGCAUGUAAUAUGGAUUUCAGCCGAUUCCCACUGGACACACAGACAUGCACGCUAGAGCUGGAGAGCUACGCCUACACUGAUGAAGACCUGAUGCUCUACUGGAAGAGUGGAGAUGAAUCACUGAGUAUAGAUGACAAGAUCUCGCUCUCUCAGUUCCUCAUUCAGAAGUUUCACACCACCUCCAGACUGGCCUUCUACAGCAGCACAGGUUGGUACAAUCGUCUCUACAUCAACUUUACUCUCCGGCGUCAUAUCUUCUUCUUCCUGCUACAGACGUAUUUUCCAGCCACGCUAAUGGUCAUGUUAUCAUGGGUGUCUUUCUGGAUCGACCGGCGAGCCGUUCCUGCCAGGGUCUCUUUAGGUAUUACCACGGUGCUCACCAUGUCUACCAUCAUCACCGGAGUAAACGCCUCAAUGCCCCGAGUGUCUUACAUCAAAGCUGUAGACAUUUACUUGUGGGUCAGCUUUGUCUUUGUGUUUCUGUCGGUUCUCGAGUAUGCGGCUGUGAACUAUUUAACCACGGUGAUUGAUGGGAAAGAUCGCAAGUUAAGAGAGAAGCGUGUCUCCUGCACAUCUGAUGCGCCCCACACAAAAUCUAUCAGGUUAGAUGGAGCCAACGGUAAACCUAAUAGUAACGGUCUGGCAGGAUUUACCCAGACUGCCGUCUCCUGUGAGGAUGAGACGGAGAAACAGGGCCGCAUGGUUGUUCAUCUGUCUUUGGAAAGUGAAGGCGCAGGAGCCAAGAAGAAAUCCCUCCGUGGUCUCAGUAUUAUCCAAAACACUCAUGUUAUCGACGCUUACUCGCGAAUGAUCUUUCCAGGAGCUUUUAUAUUCUUCAAUCUCAUUUACUGGUCUGUGUACUGCUGAUGUGCCUUUGUGUUUGUCGUAUUAAAAAUGUUUUUAGAUAUACA